AUGGCUUCUUUAAAGACGUUUAUCAAGGCCGUCAGAAAGGCCAAAACCAUUGCUGAUGAGCGUAAUGUGGUUAAAAAAGAGAGUGCUUCUAUAAGAACAUCGUUUAAAGAUGUCAAUCUUGAUCAGAACACUAGAAGAGUCAACAUUUCCAAGUUGUUGUAUCUUUAUAUAAUUGGCGAGAAAACCCAUUUUGGCCAGGUCGAAUGCAUCAAAUUGCUUGCUUCCCCCAAGUUCAUUGACAAGAGGUUGGGAUACUUAGCUACAAUGUUGUUGUUGGAUGAGAACCAGGAAGUGUUGACCUUAUUGACAAAUUCUUUGGACAAUGAUAUGAAGCAUACUAACCAUUACGUGGUUGCUCAAGCCUUAUGUUGUUUGGGAAAUAUCGCAUCUUUGGAAUUGUCACGGGACUUGUAUCAGAAUGUUGAAAAGUUGAUGCAAUCAAAGAACGCAUAUCUUAAGAAGAAGGCUACAAUUGUGGCAUCCAAAUUAAUAGAUAAGAAUCCAGAUCUUUUGGAGUUUUUCGUGGGCUUUAUCCCUACAUUGAUUACCGAUAAACUGCAAGGGGUUUUAUUGGCCUCGUUAAAGUUGAUUCAAAGCUGUUUCAAUAGUGUUGAAGAAACAGAUCGCUUCAACCUCCCGAAUACAUACACCACAUUAAUUGGGCACUUGAAAAAAUUGAUCACUUCAGGUUAUAAUCCCGAUUAUGAUGUUUUGGGAAUAAAUGAUCCGUUUUUGAUUAUCAACUUGAUUUCUACCUUGAGACUCCUAUCCACGGUGCCUGAUUUACCUGCUAAGAACUUGGAAAUGUUGAACGACGUGUUGACGCAAAUUUGUUCUAAUAUAGAAAUAGGUAAGAAUGUGAACCAUGCGGUGUUAUAUGAGUGUAUCAAGACUAUUUUUUCGAUCAACUCCGACCAAUCCUUAAAGAUUUUGGGUAUAAACUUGUUGGGUAAAUUCUUGUCAACUAAAGAUAACAAUACUAAGUAUGUGGCAUUGAACACUUUGUUGACAGUGGUCAACAUUGAACCUAAUGCUGUACAAAGGCAUAGGUCUAUCAUUGUCAGCUGUUUAAGCGAUGGUGAUAUCUCAAUCAGAAGAAGAUCAUUGGAAUUGUCAUUCGCUAUCUUGAAUGAAUCCAAUAUUCGGAUCUUGAUCAAAGAAAUCGUUAAUUACCUUAAGACCACGGAUGACAAUGACUUGAAACCAUAUAUCAUCUCCCAGUUGAUUUUGUCAAUUGAAAAGUUCAGUCCUAAUGACAACUGGAAAUUCGACAACUUGAUCAAGGUAUUGAACUACUCUGAUAAUCAUGUUCAAAUAGAUUACAUUUCAAAUAUUUUGAGUUUAGUUAUCAGACUAACUGCCACAGACUUGAAGAAGAGUAUUCUACUCAAGAUGUUCAAAUUGAACUAUGAGAACGACAAUAUGAACAAAAACAAAUUAGGUUUAGCGCUAACCACUGUUUGGUGUUUGGGUGAAUAUUUUGAGCUAAUCAAUAACGAACACAUUGAAAUCAAUGAUGAAAAAGUCUUGGUAAACGACGAGAAAGUGUUAGAAUAUUUCAAGAUUUUACUGAACAAUUCAAACUAUUCUAUUGGAGAGACCAACCAGUUAACCAGCUACAUCAUCAAUUCGUUGAUUAAGUUGUCAAAUAAGUUUAGCAACAACAGCUCAUUAAACCAGAUCAAGUUAUUGUUGGAAUCUCAUGCCAAUAGUUCGGAUUUGGAGAUUCAAAUAAGAUCUGUGGAAUAUUUACAAAUCUUGACUCAAGAUUCUAAGUUGAGAAAGGGGUUGUUAUCAAAGAUGCCAGCACCAAAACUUAAGAAGAAAGAAAUGUUAACAUUGAAUGAUAGCACCAACAAGAGACUGACCCCAACACCAAAGUCCCACUCGGAUAACAGGGUUGCGCUUGAGAAUGAUUUGUUGGACUUUAAUGAUGAUGUCGAGAAGAAACCUGAAGUGGUUAUUAAGAACGACUUAUUGUCAGAUAUUUUCAGUAAUUCUAAAUCAACCUCAGCCAAUCCAAGAGCCCACAAUGAUAUUCUUGAUCUUUUUGAUGCACCGACAGUUUCCCAUACUGCACCUACUUCAGUUCCAGUGGCUGAAGAGCUCAUCAUCUAUACCGAUGCCAACAUUGUGAUCAAGUUUCUUCCCAAGUCUGUUGGCAAUGGAUUUGCCCAAAUCGAAUCCCAUAUACAGUCGAAAACAUCCCAAGCUAUCACCAACUUCCAAUUGCUUAUCGCUGUUCCUAAGUCUCAAAAAUUGACCAUUUCCACCAAUAACUUAGUCAACUUGGUAAGCCCAUCCGAUGUGAUUGUGCAAAACAUAAAGUUAACUGGCAAGGAAGGAAGCAAAGUGAAAUUCAGAAUCAAAUUCAAUUACCAUUUAAACGGAAAACUCGUUGAACAUAUGUUCGACUACAGUCUCAAACAAAAUCUUUAAAUUGAUAUAAUCAUAUAUAUCCUAGAUCCUCUAAAAAUUAACACCAGUAGAAACACCAGUAGCCAAAUCAUCGAUGUCGUGGGCAAUGUUGCCACCACCGCUGAUAACUUGAUCAGAGAUAGGCUUGAUGAUGGAGUUGUAAACAGAAACAGCACCACCAAAAGCUGGGAUACCAAUGUACAACAAAAAGACGGUCUUGAAUAACCAGUAGAAUGGAAUCCAAUAAAGGAUAGCCUUGGACCAGAAUUCAAUGACAUUCAAGAACGCAAACACAACCCAGUAGGUCAAUAAUUUGGUAUCAUCGUCGGUUCCAGGAGUAUCCAAGGCAACCAAGGAGUAGUAACCAGGAACCACAAACCCAGCGAUAUUACUUAACAAUUGGCCAAUUCCACCGACAUUUAAGAAAAUCAACACGAAGUAGACACCUAUCGCGGCAAUCACAGCAUAUGAUCUGGGUAAACCUGAUUGUUGUUCGAAUUGGCCUAAAAUACCAAUGUGAGAAGUAGCAUCAACUUGGGAUAAGAUAGAAGUAAUUUGGUCCAUGUUUGACUUAUGAUAAAGAUAACAAGUAUUACUAUUGCUCCCAUUGCUGAGCUGAGUUCGCGAAUGCGGUCCAGGUGGAAUUGUGAAAUCAGUAGAGACACGAACUGUAAGAGCAAUAAAUGAAGGUUAGUAACUGGAUAGUCCGUUGGAGACUACCAUUCUAUCGACAACCCCCUUGAAUGAGGAACUACUCGUUCAGAUGUGAAAUGUGUGGUGCUGUUAGUUGUGUAGUCGCAGUGUUUGUACGCUUAUUUUCAAAUUCAACUCGAUUUGCCUUUUUC
Messenger RNA from Yamadazyma tenuis ATCC 10573, 3263 nucleotides. RefSeq names its product Apl4p (gene APL4). The record is from RefSeq and is a predicted model, not a curated record. Gene Ontology annotation, molecular function: clathrin-cargo adaptor activity. Lineage: Eukaryota; Fungi; Ascomycota; Pichiomycetes; Serinales; Debaryomycetaceae. Gene Ontology annotation, biological process: Golgi to vacuole transport; intracellular protein transport. Gene Ontology annotation, cellular component: Golgi apparatus; membrane coat; AP-1 adaptor complex.